AUGGACUACUCUCUUCUGGUGGGAUUUGAUGAAGAAAAGCACGAGUUAGUUGUAGGGAUAGUUGACUUCAUUCGAACAUUUACAUUGGACAAAAGACUUGAGAGUUGGGUUAAAGAAAGCGGUAUAUUAGGUGGUGGCGGAAAAGAACCAACAAUUGUAUCACCUCGUCAAUAUAAAAACAGGUUCCGGGAGGCUAUGGAUAAAUAUUUCCUCAUGGUUCCUGACAGAUGGAUUUCUUAUGAACAACUAAAAAAGGCUUGUACGAAUUUACUGAUGGGAUUUUAG
This is a messenger RNA of Acaulospora morrowiae, 285 nucleotides long. The record is from the annotation of a GenBank genome assembly. NCBI's taxonomy places the organism in Eukaryota, Fungi, Glomeromycota, Glomeromycetes, Diversisporales, Acaulosporaceae.